Manihot esculenta (cassava) is the source of this 1719-nucleotide messenger RNA. Its product is annotated as OVARIAN TUMOR DOMAIN-containing deubiquitinating enzyme 12. The transcript is spliced from 11 exons. The record is from RefSeq and is a predicted model, not a curated record. Lineage: Eukaryota; Viridiplantae; Streptophyta; Magnoliopsida; Malpighiales; Euphorbiaceae. Gene Ontology annotation, molecular function: cysteine-type deubiquitinase activity. Gene Ontology annotation, biological process: protein deubiquitination. The coding region runs from base 274 to 1287 and encodes 337 amino acids.
CCUUUCUUGAAUACGAUUUCGAAAAAGUUCGACGUUUAACGCCACGGCAAACACUAUAUAAGGGAGCGAAACGCGCUCAUUUCUCUCUCUUUCAUUUCCUUUUCUCUAAGGUUUUCAUAGUUAUCUUCUUUUUUACUCGUCUCCUCUCUAUAAAUAUACAGUGCCCUAUCGUACCGUUUUUCUGCCCUUUUCUUUUUUCUUUAUUGGCUGAAGAUUCAAGCUUCUUGAAUCCAAGCUGACCAGGUUUUGGAUUGGAGGGAUUUUUCAAAGGAGAUGGCAAUGUAUGAGCAAGAUUCAGAUGUAAUCCAGUGGGGUCUUCGUCUGCUUGAUGGGGAUCCUCCUUUUUAUCCUGGGUAUUAUGCUGGUGGUGGAGUACAAACUGGGGAUGAUUAUCGUGGACAUUAUGUCAGAGAUCAUUAUGACAUAUCAGAUUGUACAGAUGUGGACAGUGAUGAGGCUAUUGCCCGGACGCUGCAAGAAGAAUUUUCACAGCUAGCUGUUAACUCUGGCUACUCACCUGCAAGAGAAGAUCAAUUGGAAAUAUCCAUUUACAAGCAUGAUUGGCAUGGCACACCAAGAAGGAGCUACAGUUCAGACCAUGAGGAUAGUCAUGAAGAUGCAGAUGAUAUGGUUGCUUCUAGUUCUUGCUCCAGCCCUGAAAAUGGGGAAGAGUAUUCCUAUUCUGCAGAAUUUACUGAUGAAUAUGGACUGGAUGUGGAAGUCGGCAAGAGGCUGAAUCAAAUGAUUCCUAUCCCUCAUGUUCCUAGAAUCAAUGGAGAAAUACCUUCAAUUGAUGAAGCAACUUCAGAUCAUGAAAGGCUUCUUAACAGAUUGCAGUUAUAUGACUUUGUUGAGGUCAAGGUUCAAGGGGAUGGUAACUGUCAGUUUCGUGCUUUAUCAGAUCAAUUGUACAACACACCUGAUCGCCACCAAGUUGUGAGGCAACGCAUUGUAAACCAGCUGAGAUCUCACCCGGAGAUAUAUGAAGGGUAUGUGCCCAUGGAAUACGGUGACUAUUUGAAGAAGAUGUCCAAGAAUGGUGAAUGGGGAGAUCAUGUCACAUUGCAGGCAGCUGCUGAUUCGUAUGGUGUGAAAAUACUUGUUAUGACCUCUUUUAAAGACACCUGCUACAUUGAGAUUCUGCCCAUCAACCAGAAGUCAAAAGGAGCAAUUUUCUUGAGUUUUUGGGCAGAGGUGCACUACAAUUCUAUAUAUUUUCAAGGAGAUACAGCUUCUAACGAGCACCGGAAGAAGAAGAAGUGGUGGAGUUUUGGGAGUAGGCACUAGAUAUGGCUGGCUUUUGAGCUAAACGCCCUUUGCAGCAAUGGCUGGUAUUUAGUUUGUGCAAGGUCUUCUUGGUGCAAGGCUUUCUUGUAAUGUGUACAUUCCUAAUGUCCCAAUUUUGCAGGAAUCCCUAGCAUGCCAGAUCUCAUCUUUCUAUAGAAAAAGAGUGGAAAUCAGACACAGCAUAUCUUUUCAUUCUUUGGAUAUAAGAAUAGAGCACGGAUAAAAUUUGGGUUUAAGUUUCAUUUCUGAUUCUCAUUGAGUUCUCUGGUGUAGCCAUUUCUCUCUAGUCUCCAACAAUAUCCUCAAGUACAUUAUUAUUAUUGUUGUUGUUGUCUUGAGAUUUGAAGACAAACUCCAAACUGUGAUGUUAAAAACAAGGUAUAUAAUCUUCGUUUCAAAAAGAGAAUGCAUGAGCAUUGCAAUCUUUAAAUA